This is a messenger RNA of Carassius auratus (goldfish), 4893 nucleotides long. RefSeq names its product interferon-induced very large GTPase 1-like. NCBI's taxonomy places the organism in Eukaryota, Metazoa, Chordata, Actinopteri, Cypriniformes, Cyprinidae. The record is from RefSeq and is a predicted model, not a curated record. The transcript has 2 exons. The coding region runs from base 1 to 4893 and encodes 1630 amino acids. Gene Ontology annotation, molecular function: GTP binding.
AUGUAUCACGUAGUAGACUACACUAAGGGCAAAAUCAAGGACUUCAGAACGGGACUUAGAUCAUAUCAGUACCUACAAGAUCCUAAACAAAAGGAUCUGUUUAACAGACUUCAUCUUGAAGACAGGCACCACAACAAACUAAGAGCUCCAGAUGUUCUUCAGAUAACUGAGCAUUCAUUACAGUCCCAUGAGUCUUGUGCUGAAGAAGAGCUGAUUCAGACUUUCAUACAGAAACUACUGAUGAUGGACUACAGAGCAAGAUAUAUUCAUGCUAAAGUGAUCAGUGAACGAGAUCGAUUAAAACAAGCAGACAAUGAUUCAUCUGAGAGUGAUAUAUUUGAAGAUUUUUUUGAAAACAAAAGCUUGUUUCAUGAAGGAACAUGUCAAUCUGACCUCAUUCACCCGAUGGAUGUUCAGAUGGCCAUGCUUCAUUGUGCUGAUGGAUUCCUGAAGCAGUUGAUGGUCACUAAACUGUCCCAGUGUCAGUACGCUCUGCCUCUGCUUGUUCCUGAUCCAUUCACUCAACAGAUUGAGUUUCCUCUCUGGACGUUCAGACAAAUCAACAAGAGCUGGAAGAUGACCAACACCAACAAUGAAAUCAUCAGUCAAACCCAGCCCAUCUACAAGGCUGAAACACCAAUGGUGUUUUUCUUCAGGUUUGGCUCCGUGUCUUCAUCCAAGUCUCAGCUGAUGAAUAGUCUGAUCAAUGAGAAACACAACAUGUUCUUCCAAAGGAACUGUACAGGCAGCAGCAGAACCAGAGUCCUGAUGGAUGGAGUGGUGGAGAUCGCCUGGUUCUGCCCUUCUGGAUCAUAUGAUGAUAAAUUCAGUGACUGUGUAGCAUUCUGUAAUCUACACGGUGAUGCAGGAGACCAUGAGAAACAGCUCCAGAUCCUCACUGAAAUGAGCUCAGUCAAUGUUGUCCUUCUACCACAACUGGACAGGAAUGACAAACAUGCAGAAAAGAUACAAAACCUGUACAGAGACAGAAAGCCACUCAUUUGUCUUUUUACUGAGGAUGAAUCUGCUAUAACUGAGCCGAAGAAAGGGAAAAUCAAGAUCGGUCUGAAACACAGGAAUCAGUCAGAAGUAUCUAAAGAACUCAGAAAAGCUAUAAAAGAUUAUCUCUCAGAAUCAUCUUCCACUUUCAGACUUGAAGAUGUGUCCAAACACUCAAACAUCAGAGUAGAUGAGGAAGAUGAUGAUGACUGCAGGAGAGGAAGAGAAGCAGCACAGCAGAUGAUGAGUUUACUGAAGAAGAAAGAUCUGACGAAAGUCAAACAAUUAUUUCUGCCUCAUCAGGGGAAACUGUGGCAUCAGUGGAGUCAGAAGAACAAAGAACUACAUCGACUUGGAGCAGAUGAGACAGAAAUGGACAUCAGCAGAAAACAAAGAGAGAUGAAGAAAAUUCGCAAAAAACAGCAUGAAUCUGACAUCAGUGAGUUUAUGAAGCUCUUUAGUAAAGAAAUUAAUCCAGAUGCUGAACAUGAAAAUUUGUUCUUUCUCAAAUGGCUUGCAAUUCUCUUGGAUGAAUACACCUCAAAUGACAUUUCAGAUCUACAUCUUAAGUAUGAAGAAAAGUGGGCAGCAGUUGUAAAAUUGAAAGAGAAACAUGAUAAAUCUGAGCAACUUAAAGCUGAACAAACUGAACUUGAGAGAAUGUCUGAGGAUCUUCAGGCUGCAGCUUUUGGUUUGGAGCACAUCAUUAGGGAGAUCGGUCAGAUCUAUGAAUCAUGUUCAUCUGUGAAGAAGAACAAGAAAGACCUGCAGGUUCACUUCUCUUCUCUCCCGAGUCUUGCAGCUGAGAUGAUGAUCUCUGGAUUUCCACUGGAGCUGAUGGAUGGAGAUGCUGCUCAUGUUCCUGUGAUCUGGAUCUCUGCUGUUCUAGAUCAACUCGUCCAGAAACUGGGAGACCAGAGAGUCUUUGUGCUGUCAGUUUUAGGGCUUCAGAGCUCUGGGAAAUCCACCAUGCUGAACGCCAUGUUUGGACUUGAGUUUGCCGUCAGUGCUGGAAGAACAACCAGAGGAGCUUUCAUGCAGCUGAUCAGAGUCUCAGACGAGGUGAAAACACAGAUGAACUUUGACUAUAUUCUGGUUGUAGAUACUGAGGGUCUUCGUGCUCUAGAACUGGCUGGAAGAUCAACAAGACAUCAUGACAAUGAACUGGCCACAUUUGUUGUAGGUCUGGGAAAUAUGACUUUGAUUAAUAUCUUUGGAGAAAAUCCUGCUGAGAUGCAAGAUAUUCUUCAGAUUGUUGUUCAGGCCUUCCUGAGGAUGAAGAGGGUCAGACUGAAUCCCAGCUGUGUGUUUGUGCAUCAGAACGUCUCAGACGUCACAGCUGGAGAAAAAAACAUGGAGGGAAGGAGACGACUGCUAGAAAAACUGGAUGAGAUGACAAAACUUGCUGCUGAAGUGGAAGACUGUGAUGAGGAAUGUUUCAGUAAUAUCAUUGCAUUUGAUAUAGAGAAUGAUGUGAAGUAUAUAUCUCAGCUCUGGGAGGGCAGUCCACCGAUGGCACCACCAAACCCAAAAUACUGUGAAAACAUUCAAGAACUAAAGAAAACUAUUGAAAUGCAUGCAUCAAAAUCACAUGGAAUGAUGCUGAGAGACCUAAAAGAUCGCAUUAAAGAUCUCUGGGAGGCAUUAUUGAAUGAACAAUUUGUCUUCAGCUUCAGAAAUUCUCUAGAGGUUGCAACCUACAGGAAACUGGAGACAGAAUACAGCAAGUGGUCCUGGAGCCUUCGUAGUGCCAUGAUGGAAAUUGAUAACAAAUUACACAACAAUAUAGAAAAUAGAGCAAUCCAUGAGGUUGAGGAAACUGAUCUUAAAAGAGAACUGAAGAAGACAAGUGAAGAAGUGAAAAAGUCAAUGUCAGAAUUCUUUGAAAAAGACACUGAUAAAGAUAUACUAAUUAAAUGGAAAACAUCAUUUGAAAUGAAAAUAAAUGAGCUUCAGGAAAACAUUGUGAGAGAAACAAAGAGGAAACUAAAUAAUACUCUACAACAGGGGGACCUGAAGACAAAGAUCGAUGCUCAAUGGACUAACCAUGAAAUCACUCUCUUUGAAAAGAGCAAAGAAUUAGCCUUAAAUCUCAAAAACAAAGCAAAUGAUGAAGAAACACUGAAGAAAAAGUUUGAUUUGUUUUGGGAAAAGAGUAUGAAUAAGAUCAUCUUAGACACUCAACCAAUCAAAGACAUUGAUGUACUGAGAGAUGUGAAAGAGAUCCUCCGGGACAUCAAUAAAAGUGCUCCUAUAGACCACAGAAAGCAGAACAGGGAUAUUUUCUCUGUGUCAGGUUAUUCUGAUUAUGUAAAGUUAAAGAAAUCCAGUGGAAUUACAGGAGCUUUAACUUUUGCCAUCCGAUCAGCUCAAGAGAUUUUUCGUCCAACUCUUUCUAAAGAGGAUGAAGCUCAAAUAAGAUCAUUAAUCGCAGAUGUUUCUCAACAGACAGACACAAUGAUUCAGUCAUUUAACAUUUCAAAGAUGGGCUACAACAUCAGCUACAUUCAACAAAUCACAGGUUACAUCACAGCAAAAUUAAUAGAACAUCAGGAAGGACCAGUGCAAUAUAAGUUCAAGAAUGAAUUCCCCAUGGAUCUGGUGCUUUCCAUCUGUAAGAGAGUAAAUAAGAAGAUAACUGAACAACACAAACUGUUUAGAGACUCUAAUGAUCCUGUAAUAUAUUUGGAGAAGAAGAGAGAAGAGUACUAUUAUAUUUUCCAGAAAUACUGUCGUGGAUCAACAUCAACUGACAUUUUUGGUGAGAUUAUCUGUCAGAAACUGAAAGAGCCCAUUGAGCAGAGCGUCUACAAGAAGACAUCCAGAGAUCUAACAGAUGAAAUGAGAUCAAACUGUGAAUCACUCAAUGGAAACAGAUUGAAUCUGGAGAAACACAUCCUGAAGUUUCUGGCUGAUAAUGAGAAUUUUUCUGCAUACAUGGAUUACAUUAAUUAUCCCAGAGAUCACUUCAAGUAUUUCAUCAGAGAUGAAGUCAAUCGGUACAUCACUGAUAAGUUCAGUCUCAGUGUUUUACCCAAGAUGGAGGAGAACAUUAAACUCCUGCAGCAGAAGAUCAUGACAGCAGCUCAUGAAUCCACUGAACAUGUUCAAGUCAACAGUGGAGAUGUUGGUUUGUGGUUGAAGAGUUUCACACAGCAGCUCUCAGACGUGCUGAUCUUCUCUGAGAAAGACCUCAGUGGAGUCAAACAUGAUGAUGUUGAUGAUUUCAACCUCCUAGAAGAUGUGAUCCAGAAAGAACUUCCUGCUAUAAUGGCUGACAUCAGUAGUGAGUUGAAAACUGAAAAACUGGAUCCCAAGUUCAGGCCAGAGGAGAUUCUGAUUGAUCACUUCUGUCAGUGCUGUUGGGUUCAAUGUCCGUUCUGUGGAGCCACCUGCACCAACACCAUAGAAAACCAUGAUGGAGAUCACAGUGUUCCUUUCCACAGAUUAGAUGGAGUAAAUGGAUACUAUUAUGAUGAUACAAUGGAUUUUGGUAUAGAUUUUUGUUCAUCUUUAGUAAUGAGUAAUAAAUCUUUUAAAUCAUCUGGACAGUGGUUCCCAUAUAAAGAAUACAGGAGAGCAGGAGGGGUUUAUGCAAAGUGGAGCAUCACCCCUGAUCUCUCUGACCUACCGUACUGGAAGUGGUUUGUGUGCAGAUUCCAGAAAGAUCUGGAAAAAUACUAUGGAAAAUCAUUUCAGGGUAAAGGAGAGAUCCCAGAAAAUUGGAGAAAAUACACAAAAGAACAUGUAAUUGAUAGUUUAGAUUAUUACUACACUUUCAUGAGAAAAAGACAAUUAACCCUAAGAAGGUGGAUCUUUUCGUUGUCAAAGAGGUCAAAAAGUAAGAGAAUUCGACCACAUUUUGUGAAAAUAACUGAAGAGGGGGAUCACUAA